ACAGCUUUUAUCUCUGUUGAAAAAAUCAGAGCAUCAGGCCACCCACUCCUUUAAUUCUUGACUCUCCUUUUUCCUAUCUCUUCUUACUUUCAUUAUCCUCUGUUCCAUAUAUUCAUGGCAUCAACAUCAACACCACCAGGGUCAUCUUCAGAGCUAAGUAUCACAGUUGAAAGCAAUCCUUCAAAAUCAAGAUUAUCAGAGCUGGGUAUAAAUUCGUGGCCCAAAUGGGGCUGUCCACCUGGGAAGUACAUGCUGAAGUUCGACGCAGAAGAAACGUGCUACUUGGUAAGAGGAAGAGUGAAGGUGUACCCAAAAGGCUCAUCAACUGAGUGUUUUCAGUUUGGUGCUGGCGACCUUGUUACCAUACCCAAGGGACUUAGCUGCACAUGGGACGUAUCUGUUGCAGUGGACAAGCAUUACAAGUUUGAGUCUUCUUAAGCUUCCACUCCUUCACCCUCUUCCCACUAGUUGAUGUCAAAGCUAAAUAGUUGAAUGUUCAAAUGUUUAUUUUA
Messenger RNA from Lotus japonicus, 512 nucleotides. RefSeq lists its product as uncharacterized. The record is from RefSeq and is a predicted model, not a curated record. Bases 115 to 438 code for a protein of 107 amino acids. NCBI's taxonomy places the organism in Eukaryota, Viridiplantae, Streptophyta, Magnoliopsida, Fabales, Fabaceae. The transcript has 2 exons.